GUGCAAGAAUAAUAUAAUCAUGGCAGACCUCAGGAUUUACAACGUUGUCAUUCUGGGACUAGGAUUUCUGUUCAUUUUCACUGCUUUCACCACCUGUGGAAACAUUGAACAAACCAUAGUUAAAAGCCUGGACAAUGAUACCUUCACUGGAAGUGGUUAUCACAGCCUUGGAAUCAUCUAUGGAAUUUUUUCAUUUUCAAAUUUGUUAGCUCCAACUGUUGUUGCAAUAAUUGGACCACAGUUUACAAUGUUUUUCAGUGGAAUUCUUUACAGUGGUUACAUAGCUGUAUUCAUCACCCCAUCAACAUGGUCCUUUUACUUCACCUCAGUACUAAUCGGCAUAGGAGCAGCCAUGCUUUGGACAGCUCAAGGACACUUCCUUGUGGAGAACUCUGAUGCUUCCACCAUCAAUAGGAACACAGGGAUGUUUUGGGCCCUUUUACAGUGCAGCAUGUUAUUUGGCAAUCUGUACAUUUAUUUUGAUUGGAAUGGAAAGAUGGAAAUAUCAGAUAGGAGCAGAAAGACUAUCUUUAUUGGUCUGCUGGUUACCUCAGUGCUGGGAACACUCAGCUUCCUGGCUCUGAGAAAGACUCUUCCACCAGAGGAGGAGAUGCUCAAUGAGGAGGAAGGCCAGCCUUUGCUCUCAUCUCGCAUGAUGUAUAAGCAAAGAGCCAACUCUGCAGUACAAGAUGCAAAGUCAGAAUUCAAGACAAUCCUGCAACUGCUCAAAACCAAAACCAUAUUGCUUCUGAGCUGUUGCAUGGCAUACAGUGGUCUGGAGCUAUCUUUCUACAGUGGUGUGUAUGGGACAUGUAUCGGGGCAACAACAGAGUUUGGAGCGGCAGCUAAAGGCUUGAUUGGGAUCUCUGGAAUCGUGUUGGGGAUUGGAGAGAUAGUUGGUGGAGGAGUCUUUGGACUAGUAUGUAAGAAUAACCGCUUCAGACGGACAUCUGUGGUCUUCCUGGGGAUGGUCGUCCAUUUUGUCGCCUUCUACUUGAUCUACCUCAACAUCCCAGAUGAUGCCCCUGUGGUUUUAAAAACUAGCACACUGAACAAGCCAUAUCUGACACCAAGUAUCUCUAUCGCAUUGCUCUGUAGUUUCCUGCUUGGGCUCGGUGACAGCUGUUUCAACACUCAACUGUACAGCAUCUUGGGGUGUGUUUAUGCUGAGCAAAGCGCGCCUGCUUUUGCCAUCUUCAAAUUCAUCCAGUCCAUUUUUGCAGCAGUUGCCUUCUUCUACAGUGGCUACUUGCUGUUGACAUGGCAACUGCUCAUUAUGGUCACCCUGGGUUUCACUGGAACACUCUGCUUCUUCAUGGUGGAAAGAAUACAGAACUUCUCUGUAGACCUACAACAAGAGCAUUAGGGCCCAUCAUUUCAACACGGGCACAGUCAAAUGACUUACAUUUCUUGGUUUUUUAACAGGAAAGAUAUUUUGCACCUUCAAUAUCUUAGCUUUAACUUAUCUUGCACAAUACACUAAUUAUAACAUGAGUAAAUGUAAUUUUUGUAAAAACUUUUCCAAUAGGAUUGUGUAUGUAUAAUAUAAGACGUAACCACUCACCUGAUGUAUUGGCUGUCUUUAUGCAUUGCUCUCAGGGUUGUUAUUUAAGAUAGUCUCAUUGUUGCAAAUUCUGUGGUAGUGUUAUAAUACAUCAUACAUUUCAUAACGUGAUGGAAUUGUUUUUAGAUGUUUGUUAGAAUUUAAGAUGCAUACUAAACAGAAGAAAUGUUAAUAUUGAGGCUUAUAUAAUGAUCUUACUGUUUCAGAAAAUAUGUUAUUAGUGACAAAAACACGCUAGCUAUAGUAUGUACGGGAAACGAUAUUGAUGUAUACCUCUAAAUUUAAUGCUGUGCUGAAAUGUGUAUAGAUAGACAAAAUUGUUCAAAUUUAGUCAAUGACAAUUCUCAACAUCCACCAUGCCAAAGCUUACAAGAGCUUAUCCAGUGAUUUAACAAAAAAAACAAUAUUGCCUUGUAAUAAUACAAUUACUGUACAACUUAUUUUCAGUGCCCAUAGCAUGUAGUAGAGUAGUUAAAAAAAUACAUAACAUUUAUGGUAUCCUUUUACUUCCAUUUCAUUAUAUUUUACAUUUUACACUUCAAAAUGUUGUCAGUCAUGCAUACUAAGUGCCUGUUAAUGUUUUGGUUGCUUGUAUCUGUUUAUAAAGACUUUGAAAAAACAAAAUUGGUUAAAGUAACCUAUUUGCCGUAUGAGUCCUCUGUGGCAACGAGAAGGUACAAACACAAUCUGAUUUUUAAACAUUUUAAACCAACAGGUGCGCUAACUUGUGCUUCUUCGGUUAGUUUCUCCCAAAGUGUUGGUAGACGUCACUGGGCAAGUGCAACACUUUCAUUUUUACUGGGAAUUGAAGUUCUAGAUUGCACAUUCAUUAUCAGAGGUUAUUGUGUGGGACAACAACGUGCAAUACACAUUAUGCUCAGGAGAUGGUGCUAAAAUACAACUGUAGGCAUCAAUUUAGAUCAGAAUGAAGGAAACAUUAACGUUGAUCAUACAAUAAAAAGCAAUCUAAUUCAACUCACAUUUCAACUAUUCCUUUCUAAAGACUGUCAGGUUGCACCUAUACUGUUGCGGAUCUCAUUUUCUUAUAUGCAGGAAACGGAUAUGUUAACUCAGUCCAAGCAGAGACAUUUGCAUCCUCAUGAUAAUGCACUUCUCUUUUUUCCCACCAUGGCAAUAGAUUGCGUGUGCUGUUUUCGAUUGCAAGUUCUUUCUGAUACUGUACGUCAUAUAAAAUGUGUGAAACAUACAAUGGUGGAAAAAGUACUGAAUUGAGUAAAAGUAAAGAUUCCUUAAUAUAAAAUGACUCAAGUGAGUCACCCAGAAAAAUCCUACUUGAGUAAAAGUAAAAAGUAGAAUUUUGGUUUUAAACAUACCAAAAGUAAAUGUCAUUUCUAAAAUGUAUUUAGGUAUCAAAAAUAAAAAAAAUAAAAGUAUAACUGUCACGCCUUGGUCAUUGUAUUUUGUGUUUUUGUUAUAUGUUUGGGUAGGCCAGGGUGUGACAUGGGUUUAUAUGUUGUUUUCGUAUUGGGGUUUGUAUAGUUGGGAUCGCGGCUGUUUAGGGGUGUGUCUAGUUAUGCUUGGCUGCCUGAGGCGGUUCUCAAUCAGAGUCAGGUGCUUGUCGUUGUCUCUGAUUGAGAACCGUAUUUAGACAGCCUCAGUUUCGCUUUGUAUUUUGUGGGUGUUUGUUCCUGUCUCUGUGUUGUAGUCACCAGAUAGGCUGUAAUUAGUUUCACGUUCUGUUUGUUGUUUUGUAUUCUGAGUUAUUUCAUGUACCGCAGUUCAUUCAUUAAAGUCAUGAGUAACCAACACGCUGCAUUUCGGUCCGACUCUCUUUCCACAAACGAAGAACGCCGUUACAGAAACACCCACCACUCACGGACCGAGCAGCGUGUGAACUGGCAGGAUCUAAAGGAGGACGUUAUGGACAGCAGAAGCAUGGAUUAUACUACGUGGGAAGAAAUCGACAGGUGGGCGGCCGACCCAGAGCGAGUGCAGGAGCCCGCCUGGGAUUCCCUACAGCAAUGCGAAGAGGGCUAUAGACGAAUGGAGUCGAAAAGGAAAGCACGGCGGCGCAGAGCGAAAACCGAAAGUAACGGGGGAGAGCGCAGAGAGAGAGUGGCUGAGUCAGGAGUCAGACCUGAGCCUACUCUCCCUGUUAAUUGUGAGGAGCAGCAAUAUAAAGACUUCUGGUCUUGGGAGAGGAUCUUAGACGGAAAAGGACCCUGGGCGCAGCCGGGAGAAUAUCGCCGUCCCAAGGAAGAGGCAGCCGGAGAUAGGAGCCGACGAUACGAGGGAACACGGUUGGCAAGGAAGCCCGUAAAGCAACCCCAAAAAAUUAUUGGGGGGCGGGGGGGCUAGAAGGGAGAAUAGUUAUGCCAGGUAGGAAACCUGCGCAUACUCCCUGUGCUCACCGUUGGGCUAGAGAGACCGGGCAGGCACCGUGUUAUGCUAUGGAGCGCACGGUGUUUCCAGUGCGGGUGCAGAGCCAGGUGCGGCACAUACCAGCCCUUCCUAUUGGCAGGGCUAGAGUGGGCAUCGAGCCAGGUAAGCUUGGGCAGGCUCGGUGCUCAAGAGCUCCAGUGCGCCUGCACGGUCCGGUCUAUCCAGAGCCACCUCCACACACCAGUCCUCCGGUAGCAGCUCCCCGCACCAGGCUUCCUGUGCGUGUCCUCGAUCAAAUACCACCAGUUCCAGCACCACGCACCAGGCCUUCAGUGCGCCUCGCCUGUUCAACACAGCCAGAGCCUUCCUUCCCUCCUACGCUGUUGGAGUCUCCCGCCUGUUCAGCGCAGCCAGAGCCUGUAUCCUCUCCUGCGCUGCCGGAGCCUCCUGCCUGUUCGGAGCAGCCUGGGCUGCCAGUCUGCAGAGAUCUGUCAGUCUGCCAAGUGCUGUCAGUCGGCAUGAAGCAGUCAGAGCUGUCAGUCUGCCCAGCGCCGCCAGUGCUCCCCGUCUGCCCAGCGCUGCCAGUGCUCCCAGUCUGCCCAGCGUCGCCAGUGCUCCCAGUCUGCCCAGCGUCGCCAGUGCUCCCAGGAUCCGCCAGGAUCCGCCAGAAGUGCCAGGAUCCGCCAGAAGUGCCAGUCUGCCAGGAUCCGCCAGAAGUGCCAGGAUCCGCCAGAAGUGCCAGGAUCCGCCAGAAGUGCCAGUCUGCCAGGAGCCGCCAGAAGUGCCAGUCUGCCAGGAUCUGCCGGUCUGCAGAGAGCUGUCAGCCUGCAUGGAGCUGUCAGUCUGCAUAGAGCAGCUAGAUCCGCCAGUCAGCCAUGAUCUUCUAGAUCGGCCAGACAAUCAGUCUCUUCCAGUUCGGCCUGCCAGCCAGGAGUUACCGGAGCCUACUACCUGCCUGAGCUUCAUCUAUGUACUGGGCGUCCUCUCAGUGCUGGGCGUCCCCUCAGUCCCGGGCUGCCCCUCAGUCCCGGGCUGCCCCUCAGUCCCGGGCUGCCCCUCAGUCCCGGGCUGCCCCUCAGUCCCGGGCUGCCCCUCUGUCCCGGGCUGCCCCUCUGUCCCGGGCUGCCCCUCUGUCCCGGGCUGCUCCUCAGUUAUGUGGGGAUCUGGGUGAGGACUAUUAGGCCAUGGUCGGCGGAGAAGGUGGAUGAUCCCAGGACGCGAAGGGGAGGAACUAGGACAUUAAUGGAGUGGGGUCCACGUCCCGAGCCAGAACCGCCACCAUGGACAGACGCCCACCCGGACCCUCCCUAUGCUCUUGAGGUGCGUCCGGGAGUCCGCACCUUAGGGGGGGGGUUCUGUCACGCCUUGGUCAUUGUAUUUUGUGUUUUUGUUAUAUGUUUGGGUAGGCCAGGGUGUGACAUGGGUUUAUGUUUUCGUAUUGGGGUUUGUAUAGUUGGGUUCGCGGCUGUUUAGGGGUGUGUCUAGUUAUGCUUGGCUGCCUGAGGCGGUUCUCAAUCAGAGUCAGGUGCUUGUCGUUGUCUCUGAUUGAGAACCAUAUUUAGACAGCCUCAGUUUCGCUUUGUAUUUUGUGGGUGUUUGUUCCUGUCUCUGUGUUGUAGUCACCAGAUAGGCUGUAAUUAGUUUCACGUUCUGUUUGUUGUUUUGUAUUCUGAGUUAUUUCAUGUACCGCAGUUCAUUCAUUAAAGUCAUGAGUAACCAACA
Molecule: messenger RNA, 5629 nt
Organism: Oncorhynchus nerka (sockeye salmon)
Lineage: Eukaryota; Metazoa; Chordata; Actinopteri; Salmoniformes; Salmonidae
Product: UNC93-like protein MFSD11
Exons: 13
Coding region: 20-1366 (448 amino acids)
Source: RefSeq, a predicted model, not a curated record